CAUUUUAUUGUAAUUCUCUUGACUUUACAGGAUGGCCUCUGCUGAACCUCAGUUUUGCUGCAGACUCAGCGUUAUCAGCAUCUGUUGAUGAAAUGAACGCAAAAUCUCCUACCUUCCAUCUGUACAGAGCAACCCACAAUGCUGUUACUCAGUUUAAGCAGGUGGAUAUCAAUACUUAUGACCUCACCCUUAACUUUGGCAUAAGGGAGACUAUGUGUAUUAAACCUCUGGCAGUUUCCCUAGACAGAUGCCAGUUCAAGUGGGGCCUGAAGCCUGAGCACAGGUGCAGUAGUUAUGUCCGUGUUUCUAGCGGGUUCAUUUCUCUGAGAGGAAUGAGCUGUAGUGUGAACGCUGUAAGCUCCAGCAGUGAGGAGAUAUUCUUGUGAUAAGAGAAGCAGACUGAACAGAGCAACAUCUGUCCUGGAGCUCGCAGCUGCCCCGGAGUGCUGUUGUGACCAGAUGGAUCUCUGAAAUUAAAGUGAGAAAUGCAACAAGCAGAUGCAAAUUUUAACAGCCUUCUGUAAAGGUUUUUGCCAUGUUUCCUCAAAAUUUUGAUAGAUA
Silurus meridionalis is the source of this 561-nucleotide messenger RNA. RefSeq names its product secreted phosphoprotein 24-like. The record is from RefSeq and is a predicted model, not a curated record. Lineage: Eukaryota; Metazoa; Chordata; Actinopteri; Siluriformes; Siluridae. Bases 93 to 386 code for a protein of 97 amino acids. Gene Ontology annotation, biological process: bone remodeling. Gene Ontology annotation, cellular component: extracellular region. The transcript is spliced from 3 exons.